This is a messenger RNA of Talaromyces marneffei, 837 nucleotides long. RefSeq lists its product as uncharacterized. Gene Ontology annotation, cellular component: mitochondrion. The record is from RefSeq and is a predicted model, not a curated record. Bases 1 to 837 code for a protein of 278 amino acids. The transcript has a single exon. NCBI's taxonomy places the organism in Eukaryota, Fungi, Ascomycota, Eurotiomycetes, Eurotiales, Trichocomaceae.
AUGGAGCAGACCAUAUGGGCGCCAAACAGGCGCUCAAUAUUGCGUUUAUUUGCCAAAUCUAAAUCUUGUCGUCUGACUGAUCGAUAUGAUUUGGCUGUGACCAUAGGACGGAAUAAUUGCAACCGGAGUCGUCCCUCGGAGUCAUAUACAAGAUCGUUCCAUAGCACCCGAUUGAACAACAAUACAACAACACGACUCAACAUAGGAACACAUCAAGCCUACCCCCUAUCAGGCUACUACUCCGACCUGCUCUCCUUCCACCAACCGCCUCAGCAACAACAACCCUCUCCCCCUCAACCUUUGCCCUCUUCAGUAGAAGAAGAACCAACAAAAGAACAAAAAAUGGCCAUUGUCUUUGGGACCCGCCUCGCCGGUCCGGGCUAUCAAUCAACCCGCUACAACCCUGAAACAACACCGCCCGAAUCAACCUGGAAACAAAUCAACGGCGUGCCCAUACCGCCGCGACCUGCGGAACCGGACAAUUGCUGCAUGAGCGGGUGUGUCCAUUGUGUCUGGGAUGAUUAUAGGGAUGAUUUGGAGUACUGGGCUUCGAGGGUGAGGGAGGCGCGCAUUACCUCUGCAGGUGCGGAUGUGACUGCGGAUUUGGGCGCAAAGGGGAAAGAGAUGAGGCAGACGCCUAGAAAGGAGGUUGCAAGCGCGAGCAUGAGUAUGGAUGAUGAUGGGGGUGGCAGUGAGACGAAUUGGGAGCUGCCUUCCGUACCGGACGUGGGAGAGGAAGAGGAUUUGUUCAAGGGAAUUCCGGUGGGGAUUAGAGAGUUUAUGAAGAUUGAGAAGAAGUUGAGGGAGAAGAAGAACAGCAAUAACCUCCAACCUUGA